UAUUAUUCCCACAUAAUAUAUAGCCCAUUCGAUCCGCGAUAAGCUAAACAGCAAGUGAGAGCCGUUAAAAGCAUUUCGGCCAAGUGCAUAAACCGCAGAAACGUCGCGUUAGCCAACUAAAUCAGUUAUCCCCCCAACAAAAAAACCAAAAGUGUUUGAAAAACAAUUUUCAAAAAAUUCUAAAACAAUGCCAAAGGCGUUUUAAAUAAAAAAAACCAAACAUUAUGUCGAUUGUCUGCACGCUGGAACAGAAAGUGAACUUUUUCAAAGCGGCUGCAACGACCAAAAAUCUGCUGAUACUCAAGAACAAUACGGAUACGAAUUACAGCAACAACUAUAAGCAGGAUAACUCCAACAGCAAUAAAUUUCCCCACCUGCAACAACAACAACAACAACAACAACAACAGCAACUGCACCAGAAGCUAGCGCAGCUGCAUCACUACAGCCAGCAAAAGCUGAGCGGCAGUGACUUUCCCUACGGGCCACGCCCCCCAGUUGGAGGAGGCAAGGAGGAGUCGCUGCUCCUGUUAGCGCCACCUGCGAAACUCUAUCCGGAGGCAUCUGUGGCCAACACUGCAAUGCCCGAGGUCCUCAGCGGAACGCCCACCAACAGCCACAACAAAGCCAACAUCGCCAUGAUGAACAACGUCCGGCUGUCGAAUAUAUCGCCGACCCUGUCGAUGAACGGCAGCUCCAACGAGGCAUCUAAUUUGCAUCCCUUGUCCAUGUACGGAGGAUCCAUCAGUCCGCAGUCGAAUGACAGCGGGAUGUCCGACAGUCUGGGCAAGUUUGUGCCUGGCAGCGGCUAUGGAGACAACAUGAUGGGUCAAUCGCCCUCGCAGGGUGGCAAUGGACCCCAAUCGGCGUUGACGGCGGCCCAAAAGGAGCUCUUUUCGCAACGCAAGCAACGGGAAUUCACACCCGACAACAAAAAGGACGAGAGCUACUGGGAUCGGCGGAGAAGAAACAACGAGGCGGCCAAGCGAAGUCGGGAGAAGAGGCGCUACAACGACAUGGUUCUCGAGCAGCGCGUCAUCGAGCUGACCAAGGAGAACCAUGUGCUGAAGGCGCAACUGGACGCCAUACGCGACAAGUUCAAUAUCUCCGGCGAGAAUCUGGUCAGCGUGGAGAAGAUCCUGGCCUCGCUGCCCACCAGCGAACAGGUGCUGAGCAACACGAAGCGGGCCAAGAUGAGCGGAGGAGGUUCCUCCUCGGGAUCCUCACCGUCGGGCAGUGGAUCGGGUGAGGGAUCGCCGCCUAGCAACCACAAUGGCUACCCAGUGGGUCCACCACUCUCGCCCCUGAUCUACGGACCCAAUGGCAAUGCCCGGCCAGAGGCCACGGUGAAGAGUGUCCAUCAUGUCCAGCUGGCUGUUCCUCCGCCUCCUCCGCCGCAGCAUCUCUUAGUUGUGCCGCAGUCUCAGCCGCAACAGCAUCUCUACCAACCGCAGCAGCAACAUCUGCCUCAUCAGCAGCAGCAGCAGAUUCCCCAGCCUCCACAGCAGCAACAGGAUGCCAGUCCCAGUGCCAGUGGCUCACCAGAUCCUCACCAGCGCCCGCCAAACAGCAGCACCAUUGCCAAUCUCCAGGUGCAACUGCAGCAGGCUUUGAAUCGGAAUGUGAGGCCCGAGGAUCUGGACAGUCUGCGCAAGGCGGUGGCCGCCGGAGCUCUGUACAAUGCGGUGGCUCAGCCACCACCUCCUCCGCCCGCUGGUCUCUAUGUGCCCGCUCCUGCCGCAGCCUCCUGGAGUCACAAUGUGGAGGCAACGGUGAGCAGCAGUGCCGUGGAUGCGGUGAGCAGUUCGUCGGUGGUUAGCGGCGGAAAUCCCGCAGCCAGUGUGCUGAAUCUUUCGCGCAGAGCGGCAGCCUGUUCGCCCAGCUACGAGCACAUGCUAUCCUCCACCACAUCCUCCUCCUCAUCCUCUGCUCUAUCCUCCGCCUCUUCAUCGGGCGCCGUUUCCGGCGAUGAUGAAAGGGAGGAACCACUGCAGCAGCAACUCCAGCGGAGCAGUUCGCAACAGCAGGGCAGCGAUGCCAACAAUUGUCUGCCCCUCAAGCUGCGCCACAAAUCCCAUUUGGGCGACAAGGAUGCGGCGGCCACGGCGCUGCUCUCCCUGCAGCACAUCAAACAGGAGCCCAACUGCAAUCGAUCAUCGCCGCCGGCCUGGAACGAUGGUGGUGACAACUCCAGCGAUGAAAGGGAUUCGGGCAUCUCCAUCGCGAGUGCCGAGUGGACGGCGCAGCUGCAGAGGAAGCUACUCACUCCGAAGGAAGCGAGUGUGGUCUCCAGUGCGGAGCGGGAUCAGAUGCUCAAGUCGCAGCUGGAGCGUCUGGAGUCCGAGGUGGCCAGCAUUAAGAUGAUACUGGCCGAGUAACCUCAGAGUCUCAGGAGAUGGAG
Drosophila takahashii is the source of this 2398-nucleotide messenger RNA. RefSeq names its product nuclear factor interleukin-3-regulated vrille (gene vri). Gene Ontology annotation, cellular component: nucleus. Gene Ontology annotation, biological process: circadian rhythm; regulation of DNA-templated transcription. The record is from RefSeq and is a predicted model, not a curated record. Gene Ontology annotation, molecular function: DNA-binding transcription factor activity; DNA binding. NCBI's taxonomy places the organism in Eukaryota, Metazoa, Arthropoda, Insecta, Diptera, Drosophilidae.